AUGGCGGCCGCUGUCCAUACUCCCGUUCAACCAGAUAUUCAGUAUCAUCCGGACUACGAGAAGUAUACGGCGCGGGUUGCACGCCGAAAGGCUACGGAGGAGCUUUCUAAGUCUCUACCUGAGGGGUUCCCGCAGAAGUUAGAGUCGCCCUUGGUGUGGGAAGGAAAAGAUGUCGAGAAGCGCGAUGAUUGGAUCUUCAAGUUGAAUGAUGCGCAGAGGGAGGAGAUCGAUGCGGCGCUGAACAGCUUCAAGGCCCUCAAGCUGAGCCUGGGAAACAUUAAUGCUGAGACAUUUCCCUUGCCCAACCUUGGCCCAACUCUACGGUCGCUCUCGAAUGAGAUCCAUAACGGUCGGGGUUUCUUCGUUCUCCGCGGAUUAGACAUCGACCGCUAUUCUCGCGAGGAUAACAUCAUCAUCUAUGCCGGUGUAUCUUCGCACAUCGGGAGUAUCCGCGGGCGCCAGGAAGACCGACGUUUUAAUGCCAACGGCGGUUCCGUAGUUCUGUCGCAUAUCAAGGACUUGACGCGGACGGCAGACGCAAACACGAUCGGGGCUCCGUCUAACACGAACGAUAAACAGGUGUUCCACACCGAUUCGGGCGAUAUUAUUUCCCUUCUCUGUUUGCAUCCUGCCGCUGAAGGUGGUGAGAGCCAAAUUUCAAGCAGCUGGCUGGUAUAUAACAUUUUGGCGAAAGAGAGACCAGACUUGGUCCGUACAUUGUCAGAGCCAUGGCCGGUCGACGGAUUCAAUAAUCCCGAGAAGCCAUACACCACUCGCCCCCUUCUGUAUCACCAGAAGGCAACAGAGACCACUCCCGAGCGCGUCCUGAUCCAAUACGCUCGUCGCUACUUCACCGGAUUCCUCGCCCAGCCCCGGUCGACUAACAUCCCCCCAAUUUCAGAGGCGCAAGCCGAGGCACUCGAUGCGCUUCAUUUCCUGGCCGAGGAGCACAGUGCCGCCUUGGAUUUCCAGAAGGGUGACGUUCAGUAUAUCAACAACCUGAGCAUCUUCCACGCGCGGAAGGGAUUUCGGGAUGAGCCUGGGAAAGAGCGCCAUCUUCUGAGACUCUGGCUUCGCGACCCGGAACUGGCGUGGGAGACACCGGAGCCACUGCGCGGGCGAUGGGAGAACGUAUAUGGGGAUGUCAAGGUGGAGGAGCAGGUUUUCCCCCUGGAGCCCAAGCUGCGCAAAAGCCUGACAAAAGUAUGGGGCAUUAGCAGUGUGGUGUACAACCUGAGUAUCACCAUCUUCUGUAUAGGGUUUGCAUUGGCGCCCAUGGUGUUGGCUCCGUUUUCGGAGCUGAAUGGCAGACGGCCGAUUUUUGUUGUUAGUGGCAUCGUUUUUACAGCAUGUAUUAUUGCAUGUGGUGGAACUCAUUCUUUUGCCGGGUUUCUCGUAGCAAGGUUCUUUCAGGGUGUCGGCGCUUCGACAUACUCGACUAUGGUUGGUGGUGUCAUUAGUGAUAUCUACCAUGCGCAAGAUCGUAACACUCCUAUGGCUCUAUUCUCGGGGGCGGCGCUAUUUGGUACAGGUCUCGCUCCACUCUUGUCCAGUGUGAUCGUCUAUCAUACCACAUGGCGGUGGAUUUACUACUCGCACGCGAUUGUUUCGGCCGUCUUUGUCGUCAUCAUUUUCUUCUUCUUUAAGGAAACGCGCGGUAGCGUCAUUCUUAGCCGCAAAGCCCAUGCGCUGAACAAAUACUACGACGCACUCGAGGAUGCGGGCCAUGUAGGCGUGGUCAUGGCUGAUGAAGAGUCAAAGGAGAAGCAGUGCACGAAGCGGAUCCGGUGGAAGGUCAAGAGCGAUGAGCAGCGAGCAUCCCUGGCGCAAAUGAUCAGCGUUUCUUGCUAUCGGCCCUUCCACAUGCUCUUCACCGAACCGGUGGUCUUUUUCUUCUCCUUGUGGGCUGCCUUCAGCUGGGCCGUCUUGUAUCUCCAGUUUGGCUCUGUACCACUAGUCUUCAAGACGAACCACGGUUUCAACGUCGAGCAAACCGGUGCCGUGUUUACAUCAAUGUGUGUCGCCGUCGUGAUCGCCACUAUAAUCAGUAUCUAUCAGGAAAGAGUCGUCCGCCGAUUCAUCCAGCUUCCCGAGACCCCGGAGAAGCGCCUCUAUUUCGCCUGCGUCCAGGCUGUUCUCAUGCCCAUCGGUCUGUUCUGGUUCGGAUGGACGUCGUACUCAUCCGUGCCUUGGAUCGUUCCGGCGAUGGCUGUCGGGUGUGCUACCAUGGGCAUCCUGUCGAUCUAUCUGGCUGUUUUCAACUAUCUGGCCGAUACGUAUCACCGGUUUGCUAGCUCGGCAAUUGCGGCACAGUCUUGCUGCCGGAACCUUCUGGGUGGUGCUUUCCCCCUUGUCACCAGUGCACUAUUUACAAACUUGGGGUACCCCGCGGCUUCUAGUUUACUGGGAGGAAUUGGAGCCGCAUUAACACUUGUACCGUGGGUCUUAGCCUUCUACGGACCCAGGAUUAGAGCCAAGAGCAAGCUCGCUAGUGAACUUGCGCAUUAA
Molecule: messenger RNA, 2508 nt
Organism: Aspergillus alliaceus
Lineage: Eukaryota; Fungi; Ascomycota; Eurotiomycetes; Eurotiales; Aspergillaceae
Exons: 12
Coding region: 1-2508 (835 amino acids)
Biological process (GO): transmembrane transport
Molecular function (GO): transmembrane transporter activity; oxidoreductase activity
Source: RefSeq, a predicted model, not a curated record